AUGGCAGACCCAGAUGUCAACCCCUCCUUGGCGAGGAAUCCCCCGUCAUCCCAACGAGCUCUACUGUCAGGAGCCAUCUCCGGCAUCGCGGUGGACUUCAUGUUCUUCCCGCUCGAUACCAUCAAGACGAGAGUACAGUCCACUCAGGGCUUCAUCAAGAGCGGAGGGCUCAAAGGGGUGUAUCGGGGGGUAGGGAGUGUGGGGAUGGGCAGCGCGCCAGGCGCAUCGGCCUUCUUCCUGACAUAUGAGAAUCUAAAAGAGGUCUUCCCUCGCUCAAUACCGCUCCUUCGAGACUCGCCAAGUCUGAACCACAUGAUAUCGGCCUCGGGCGCAGAGUUCGUAUCAUGCCUCAUCAGGGUCCCGACUGAGAUUGUCAAAUCGAGGACGCAGACUGGCGCGUAUGGCCAAGGGAGCAGUAGUAUCCACUCGGCGAUGAGUACGUGGAAAUUUGAGGGUAUCAGGGGAUUCUACCGAGGUUUUGGGAUCACCAUAGGACGUGAAAUACCGUUCACGUCAAUACAGUUCCCGUUAUACGAGUUCCUCAAGACCCAGCUGUCUCGGCGAUACCUUGACGGUCGGAGACCUUCACCCGCACAAGCUGCGGUGUGCGGUAUGAUCGCAGGUGGAUUUGGCGGGGCGGUGACUACACCAUUAGAUGUCGUCAAGACACGAGUCAUGCUGGAAGCAAAGCUGACUCUUCAGACGAGUAUGCCAGAUCCCACAUCCUCUACUCCACAGCCGCGCAUACGAUCCCCAUCCGUCCUUUCAUUCCCUCCUCGUCUGAUGGCCAUCCUCCGCGAAGAAGGCGCAAGCGCACUUUUCCGAGGGUGGAUACCAAGAACAAUCGCUAUAUCGCUGGGCGGUGCAGUGUUUUUGGGGAUCUAUGACUGGGCGGUCAACUUCCAGCGGAAUGACACUGGUGUAGAAGUAGACAGAUGA
Messenger RNA from Dioszegia hungarica, 939 nucleotides. RefSeq names its product mitochondrial carrier domain-containing protein. Gene Ontology annotation, molecular function: S-adenosyl-L-methionine transmembrane transporter activity. NCBI's taxonomy places the organism in Eukaryota, Fungi, Basidiomycota, Tremellomycetes, Tremellales, Bulleribasidiaceae. Gene Ontology annotation, biological process: transmembrane transport. The coding region runs from base 1 to 939 and encodes 312 amino acids. The record is from RefSeq and is a predicted model, not a curated record. Gene Ontology annotation, cellular component: mitochondrial inner membrane. The transcript is spliced from 6 exons.